Molecule: messenger RNA, 14897 nt
Organism: Coregonus sp. 'balchen'
Lineage: Eukaryota; Metazoa; Chordata; Actinopteri; Salmoniformes; Salmonidae
Source: the annotation of a GenBank genome assembly
AUGGAUGGCAUAUUUUCGGGUCUAACACGUUUUGUUCCCCAGACUCUGGAAGGCUUCGUAUUCGUCGUCGCUUCAGAUGGCAAAAUCAUGUACAUCUCUGAGACUGCAUCAGUCCACCUCGGCCUAUCCCAGGUAAGACAUCACUCUGCCUCCAUCUUGGUCCUGGGCCAUUGCGUAUGCCACAAGCUUUGUGUCUGCCUCCCUCAACACAACCAAGGUCAACUAAGGGGCAGCUGCCUCCUGAUAUGCCUGUUCAAACAUUGAUUUGACAGUCAGUAAAACAGACUGCAGAAUGCUACGCAAAGGUUGCCUAAGUUCACCUAGCACAGAUAAUUGAGAGGGUAUGGGGUGGUCACAGAAUAUGAUCUGUCAGUCUAUUCUAGGUGUUGUUGAGUUAUUUUCCUUUGUGUGUGGGAGUAGGAUUUGGGAGUAUGAUUUGUAGGGUGUCCACCCACUCUGCCGAGAGAGGGUGAAAACGCGCUUUGGUGAUGACAUUUCACUUCCUUAUGUUAUAAAAUACAUUUUACCAAGACAAAUAUGAUUCUUCAUGUUCUGAAUCGUUCAGUGGGGUCUUUCUCUAACAUAUCAUUAACAUAUCCCAAAAGUCGGAUUCCAUAAUCUAAUACAUCCGGCAAUAAGCACCAACCUCUGUUGACAGAGUGGUGCCACUUCUCGCAGUGCCUUUUGAGGAUUUUACAUGUUGUGGUGGUCUUCUGCAAAGUUGUUUCCGCAGGUAGCAAAAAGCACAAUGUGAUUUUCUGGAUUUUUAUUUUAGAUUCCGUCUCUCACAGUUGAAGUGUACCUAUGAUAACAAUUACAGACCUAUACAUGCUUUGUAAGUAGGAAAACCUGCAAAAUCGGCAGUGUAUCAAAUACUUGUUCUCCCCAUUGUAUAUAUUGUUUUAUGUCCUCCGGAUUCGAGAAGAAAGAUGACGAGUUCAACAGUGAGCCUGUCAGUUUGCCUUAAUUCUCGCACAGCAUCCAGCCUAGCUGACACAAUGUUAUUUUCCUGAUUUUUGAGCACUUUUUUUCUCUGGCCUCCAUUGAUUUAGUCACCCUAAUUCUGGCUAUCCUACAAGGGUAAAAACUCCAAUAACUUUUGAACAGAUUAUGAUAGAGACAUGAGGUUUGGACCAUCAGUUUUUCUUAGAGGAGUAUCUAAACAAUGAUACUGAACAAGAAUAUAAAUGCAACAUGUAACGUGUUGGUCCCAUGUUUCAUUAACUGAUAUAAAAGAUCCCAGAAAUGUUCCAUACACACAAAAAGCUUAUUUCUCUCAAUUCUGGUGCACAAAUUUGUUUACAUCCCUGUUAGUGAGCAUUUCUCCUUUGCCAAGAUAAUCCAUCCACCUGACAGGUGUGGCAUAUCAAGAAGCUGAUUAAACAGCAUGAUCAUUAUACAGGUGCACCUUGUGCUGGGGACAAUAAAAGGCCACUCUAAAAUGUGCAGUUUUGUCACACAACAGAAUGCCACAGAUGUCUCAAGUUUUGAGGGAGCGUGCAAUUGGCAUGCUGAAUGCAGGAAUGUCCACCAGAGGUUUUUGCCAGAGAAUGUUAAUUUCUCUACCAUAAGCCGCCUCCAAUAUCGUUUUAGAGAAUUUGGCAGUAUGUCCAACUGGCCUCACAACCGCAGACAACGUGUAACCACGCCAGCCCAGGACCUCCACAUCCGGCUUCUUCACCUGCGGGAUCGUCUGAGGCUAGCCACCCGGACAGCUGAUGAAACUGAGGAGUAUUUUUGUCUGUAAUAAAGCCCUUUGUGGGAAAAACAUAUUCUGAUUGGCAGGACCUGGCUCCCCAGUGGUUGGGCCUGGCUCCCAAGUGGGUGGGCCUAUGCCCUCCCAGGUCCACCCAUGGCUGUGCCCCUGCCCAGUCAUGUGAAAUCCAUAGAUUAGGGACUAAUUUAUUUAUUUCAAUUGACUGAUUUCCUUCUAUGAACUGUAACUCAGUAAAAUCUUUGAAAUUGUUGCAUGUUGCGUUUAUAUUUUUGUUCAGUAUAAAAUAUUAUUUUACCCAUUGGUCUAAAGAUGCGUUUUUGAUUGGACACCCUACAAUUUGGGACGUGCGAAAACCUCCAUCUUUUUAUGCUGUGAGUGUAGCAUUGGUGUAUGACACAGCGAAAACAGUAGCUCAUCCCAUGCUAAUAUUUAAGGUUAGCUUAGCUAGCUAUUGCUUCUCACUUGUCACUCUGGGGGGGGGGGGUGUUAGAUAGAUAGCACUGACGCCUGUUAGCUGUUGGAACUUCAGCUAGCCCGGUUGAAGACAUUAUUUUAGAACGGUCCGGUGUGUGUCCUCCUCCCUGCACCCUCUCUCAAUGGAGCAACGUCAUCAUCAACUUUGCUGGACAUCAAAGAAGAUUUUUGUGUUUUGCAUGUACGUUAGUGUCUGGCACAUUGUGUGUGAGUGUGUGUGUGUAUAUGUGUAUGUGUGUAAGUGCUCGUCGAACAUUUCAUUCCAAAAUCAUGGGCAUUAAUAUGGGAAGGCUUUCCACUAGAUGUUGGAACAUUGCUGCGGGGACUUGCUUCCAUUCAGCCACAAGAUAAUUAGUGAGGUCGGGCACUGAAGUUGGGCGAUUAGGCCUGGCUCGCAGUCUGCGUUCCAAUUCAUCCCAAAGGUGUUCGAUGGAGUUGAGGUCAGGGCUCUGUGCAGGCCAGUCAAGUUCUUCCUCACCGAUCUUGACAAACCAUUUCUGUAUGGACCUCGCUUUGUGCAUGGGGGCAUUGUCAUGCUGAAACAGGAAAGGGCCUUCCCCAAACUGUUGCCACAAAGUUGGAAGCACAGAAUCAUCUACAAUGUAAUUGUAUGCUGUAGUGUUAAGAUUUACCUUCACUGGAACUAAGGGGCCUAGCCCAAACCAUGAGAAACAGCCACAGACCCUUAUUCCUCCUCCACCAAACUUUACAGUUGGCACUGUGCAUUCAGGCAGGUAGCGUUCUCCUCGCAUCCGCCAAACCCAGAUUUGUCCGUCGUACUGCCAGAUGGUAAAGCGUAAUUCAUCACUCCAGAGAAUGUGUUUCCACUGCUCCAGAGUCCAAUGGCAGCGAGCUUUACACCACUCCAGCCGACGCUUGGCAUUGCACAUGGUGAUCUUAGGCUUGUGUGCGGUUGCUCGGCCAUGGAAACCCAUUUCAUGAUGCUCCCGACAAACAGUUCUUGUGCUGACAUUGCUUCCAGAGGCAGUUUGGAACUCGGUAGUGAGUGUUGCAACCGAGGACAGACAAUUUUUACGCAUUUCAGCACUCAGCAGUCCUUUUCUGUGCGCUUGUGUGGCCUCCCACUUCGCGGCUGAGCCGUUGUUGCUGGUUUGACUUAUAUAUAUUCCAUUAUGACAGUGUGAUCAGUACUCAGGAGUGGGCUUCGCUGCUUGACAAGCCCAUUUCAUCAGUAUUGCUGUUCCCCCAGAGAGAGAUGCUCUGUCUAUCUAACCCUCUCCACACGUGAACUCCCACUGAAUCAUCUCAUUAUUCACACGCUGUUACUGAGAAUAGCAAAAUGGAGUCAGCGGCAGCCUCCCUCAAAACAGAGGUUUAAGAACUGUCUCUGAUGCGUAUACUCUUGGUCUCUACUUUCAGCAUACAGUCAUUCUAUCUGGUUCACUUUCCAAAACAUACAAGGCAAGUGACAGAAAUGCUGCAAUAUAUAUUUAAGGGUAGAACAUUGAUUUUGAGGGGUGCCCUAGAAGUAGUGGGCCUGAACAAAAUAACUAUUUUAUGAAGCAGUUUUUUAAAAAUGGAGGGGCCCACAUUGAUUUUAGUUGAGCUACUUACAGUAUAGGGGUGUUCUGCUUAUGAAACUGUCCAGAACCUAAAGUAGGGAACCGCUGUCAUCCUAACACUGCACUCAUGUAAAGAGAUUGUGUACUGAGCUGUGGAUAGCAAACAGAAAUGCUGAUGUCUUGAAUGUACCUCCCCUAAGCAAACUUGGACAGACACAUUGACCGCUGUGCUCAGAAACAGGGGGGCUGAGCAACAGCAAAAUCUAAAUCCAAUAAAAACAACCCAACCACCCACUCUGAAUGUGGUGCUCUUGCACGCAGGCCUGAUGUAAAUUAUGCUUGUGCACACCUGUGCACGCUGUCAAGCUUAUUCAAAUGGACCAUCCACUUUUGUUGAUAUCUUGUGUGUGUGUGUGUAUAUUUGUGUGUGUUGGAGUGUCAGUGUAGAAUGUGUGAGUGUGUGGGUAGAGUCCAGUGAGUGUGCAGAGCCGGUGCAAGUCAGUGUCAGUGUGUGUGUGUGUGUGUGUGUGUGUGUGUUUAGUUGGCUAAGGUUAGUGUCUAUUUUAAAAUUAACUGUAAAAGAGAAAACAGAGUCUGUUGAGAAUGCCUCUGUUUUUACAUUGAGGUUAACCCAUCCUCCAUUGUAAAAUCUAGAUGCCUGUUAAGUAUCAGUAAUCCACAUUUCUUAACUUACAUUGGUGCUUUUACACACCAGUGGCGGUCAGUGCCGUUUAAGAUGAGGGGCGAUUAUUUUGUCAUGAGCAUGGCCUUAUUUCUGUUACUGCAUAUUGGAUGACUCUCAUUCAUAUUCCAUUCACCCAGUUCAUUGUAACAGCGAUAGGUUUAGACUACUACAUGAUACUUACAUUUUCCCUAUACCCAUCAUGAGGUUGCUACAACCUAGCCUAUGAAUGAAAGUUUACAACGUAGGUGCACACGUCGAGAGACAAAUUUGAGGUGACAGACAGUGAGUCAUGGACAGAGAGUGAAAUUCAAUACCGCCUUACGCACUCUUGCCUGCAGUUGCAAACAAGAGUUUAUAUUGGACAAAUUAGGGUAUGUUUAGCCCCGUUUUGUUCCGUUUGCUUCCGUUUUUAAGAAGCGUUUUUCAACAGAAUCGGCGGAAUGAAUACACUCCUGAUCACGCGUAAACACAAUUCACUUUCAUAGCAGCCACGUUGUAUUCUUUCUCGCAUUUUUGUGCUCUCUUCCCUUCGCUUGUGGACUUCAAUGCACAACACAUCAGCUGUAUGUGACCAGGAGAAAAAACCUUUCCAAACCAAACCGCUACACACAGCCUACAUUGUUGUCACCAUAUUCGCUAAAGUAACGUCAUAGUCAGCAUAGCUAAUAGCACUAACGCGUUAGUAAACCCGCUACAGUCAUGCAGUAAUGUUACAGUGUACAGUCAGUAAGCAGUUACACUGGCGGGCCCCGGUGGCAAUAAAUUAGUAAUACCAAAAGCUUGGAAGAGUUCCAGUGUUGUUGGAAAGUCAUAGCCAGCUAGCUAACAUAGCAUCCUCUGUUUGAGCAGGGUGUUUCAGUAUGCUAAACUAGCUAGCUGCAUUUGCUAGCUAAGUAAGUGAAACUGAAAGUGAAAAAAAUGACAAUCUCUAUUUCUCUCUUGCUUCUCAUUCAUUUUGGAAGAUAUUAAUUUGUUCAAAACUGUGCAAUUAUUGUCUUUCUCUUUGAGUCAACUACUCACCACAUUUUAUACACUGCAGUGCUAGCUAGCUGUAGCUUUCAGUACUAGAUUAAUUAUCUGAUCCUUUGGUUGGGUGGACAACAUGUCAGUUCAUGCUGCAAGAGCUCUGAUAGGCUGGAGGAUGUCCUCCGGAAGUUGUCAUAAUUACCGUGUAAGUCUAUGGAAGGGUGUGAGAACCAUGAACCUCCUAGGUUUUGUAUUGAAGUCAAUGUACCAAGAGGAGGACGAAAGCUAGCUGUCCUCCGGCUACACCAUGGUGCCACCCUACAGAGUGCUGUUGAGGCUACUGUAGACCUUCUUUGCAAAGUAGUGUGUUUUAAUCAAUUAUUUGGUGACGUGAUUAUAUUUAGUAUAGUUUUAUCUAAAAAGGAUAACCUUUUAAAUGUUUUACAAUUUACACUACCGUUCAAAAGUUUGGGGUCACUUAGAAAUGACCCUGUUUUCGAAAGAAAGCAAAAAAAAUGUGUCCAUUUAAAAUAACAUCAAAUUGAUCAGAAAUACAGUGUAGACAUUGUUAAUGUUGUAAAUGGCUAUUGUAGCUGGAAAUGGCUGAUUUUUUUAUGGAAUAUCUACAUAGGCGUACAGAGGCCCAUUAUCAGCAACCAUCAGUCCUGUGUUCCAAUGGCACGUUGUGUUGUGAAGAGGUGACUCCGGGAUGCUGACCUUCUAGGCAGAGUUGCAAAGAAAAAGCCAUAUCUCAGACUGGCCAAUAAAAAUAAAAGAUUAAGAUCGGCAGUCUGAGAUAUGGCUUUUUCUUUGCAACUCUGCCUAGAAGGUCAGCAUCCCGGAGUCGCCUCUUCACUGUUGAUGUUGAGACUGGUGUUUUGCGAGUACUAUUUAAUGAAGUAGUGGUCCUCUGUAGCUCAGCUGGUAGAGCACGGCGCUUGUAACGCCAAGGUAGUGGGUUCGAUCCCCGGGACCACCCAUACACAAAAAUGUAUGCACGCAUGACUGUAAGUCGCUUUGGAUAAAAGCGUCUGCUAAAUGGCAUAUUAUUAUUAUUAUUAUUAUUAUUAUUAAGCUGCCAGUUGAGGACCUGUGAGGCAUCUGUUUCUCAAACUAGACACACUAAUGUAUUUGUCCUCUUGCUCAGUUGUGCACCGGGGCCUCCCACUCCUCUUUCUAUUCUGGUUAGAGCCAGUUUGCGCUGUUCUGUGAAGGGAGUAGUACACAGCGUUGUACGAGAUCUUCAGUUUUUUGCCAAUUUCUCGCAUGGAAUAGCCUUCAUUUCUCAGAACAAGAAUAGACUGACGAGUUUCAGAAGAAAGUUAUUUGUUUCUGGCCAUUUUGAGCCUGUAUUCGAACCCACAAUUGCUGAUGCUCCAGAUACUCAACUAGUCUCAAGAAGGCCAGUUUUAUUGCUUCUUUAAUCAGCACAACCGUUUUCAGCUGUGCUAACAUAAUUGCAAAAGGGUUUUCUAAUGAUCAAUUAGCCUUUUAAAAUGAUAAACUUGGAUUAGCAAACACAACGUGCCAUUGGAACACAGGACUGAUGGUUGCUGAUAAUGGGCCUCUGUACGCCUAUGUAGAUAUUCCAUUAAAAAUCAGCAGUUUCCUGCUACAAUAGCCAUUUACAACAUUAACAAUGUCUACACCGUAUUUCUGAUCAAUUUGAUGUUAUUUUAAUUGACACAUUUUUUUGUUUUCGUUCGAAAACAAGGACAUUUCUAAGUGACCCCAAACUUUUGAACUGUAGUGUUAAUUUUAUUAAAUUCACUGAGGAGGAUGGUCCUCCCCUUCCUUCUCUGAGGAGCCUCCACUGACACACACAUUUCACUUCUUGCUCCUGAACACCAUUUCUGUGACACCAAAAAGCAGAGCAGUCCCCUAUUAUCAGUCCCAAUGUUCUCUCACUACAAAGCAUGGAUUACUCCAGCCUAACUUCACACUAUGAAGAAACCAAUUUGUCGUUGAAGUGGGGAGCAGUGACCCGCUCGCUGAGUGACCCAGCCCCCAAAUUUGGGAGGUAAAAUAGAUCAGAGAGGAGCCUGGACAGUGUUCUGUGUUGUCAUGCAAAUUAUUGGUUAUUUCAUAAAUUAACCCUAGUGUUUCCUGACAUCAUUCGCCUUUGAGGCGGAGCUGAAAGUGAUGCAGAGAUCAAUUUCAGGGGUGGCAAGAGAUUUGCCCCCCUUCUCACUUCCAACACAUAUGCAUGUACGCAUGCAGGCACAAGCACAAGCACACACACACACACCGUCAGUGUCCCCCUUCAAUAGGCAUUUCUCUUUGAUAAUGUAAUCCCUUGUAAUGACAGAGUAUCAUCCUGCUAAAUGAUCAAAAGACCUCAAAAUACCAUUCAAAAAGACUCUGUCUUCUUCACUGUUAGGGAUGACAAGUCAUUGAAGAAAUUAUAUGUUGGUCUCUAACAUAUAUAAUGUAACUUGUCUUUUUCUCAAAUUUCAGGCUGAUGAAACUUCAUGUGAAGUAAUUGAUUGAUUUGUUUCUGUCAGGUGGAGCUGACGGGUAACAGUAUAUUUGAGUACAUCCACCCAUCAGACCAUGAUGAGAUGACAGCCGUGCUCAGUGCCCAUCAGCCCCUCCAUCAUCACUUCCUGCAAGGUGCCUAACAUGCUUGAUUUAUUCACUAACCUUUUAUUUUUUCUCUUUCUCAUUUUUUCUCCCUCUAUUUCUGUCUUUCUUAUUCUUUCUGUCUCUGUCUUUCUUUCUCUCGCUUUUUCUCUCCUUUUCACCUAUUUCUCUCCUUUUCACCUUUUUCUCCCUUCCCUUUCCCUUUCUACUUCCUUUCUUCUCUCUCUCUCCGAACCAACAGUCAGUUGAUCACGAUUUUCCCUCAUGCAAAAUGUACUCAACUCUCUGUAUGUUUAUAAGCAACAGUGUUGCUACUUCAAUGUCUACCUCUUCCGUAAGAAGGAAGGCAGCUAUAACAACAUAGUACUUGUGUACAAAGUACAAUGUGUAGCACCAUGAUACAUAAUACAAGGCAAUACCCAGGCAGCCACUCUGCUCAGAGCAGCAGGCAGGUUUUCAUUAUCUUCUUCUAGGAGCAGCAUGUUAAGCCUUACGUGAUAACAGUACUCGACAUGCUGUGGAGUACCGUCUUUGGGGGAGUUUAAUAAGACCCUCCCCCCCACACACACACACACACACGCACGCACGCACGCACGCACACACACACACACACACACUUGGGCUAACCACAUCCACAUCUGCUGCUUUAUUUGGUAUUUGGUAUUUAUUAGGAUCCCCAUUAGCUGUUGCGAAAGCAGCAGUUACUCUUCCUGGGGUCCACACAAAACAUGAAACAUGUGCUUAUAGUCACUCUCCUCUCUCUCUCUGUGUGUGUGUGUGUGUGUGUGUGUGUGUGUGUGUGUGUGUGUGUGUGUGUGUGUGUGUGUGUGUGUGUGUGUGUGUGUGUGUGUGUGUGUGUGUGUGUGUGUGUGUGUGUGUGUGUGUGUGUGUGUGUGUGUGUGUGCGUUAUAGAGUACGAAAUUGAGCGCUCUUUUUUCCUGAGGAUGAAGUGUGUGUUGGCCAAGCGUAAUGCAGGACUGACUUGUGGAGGAUAUAAGGUACUACUAUAAUGAAAUUAAAUAUUUGAAAUCACAUUUUUUGGUUACUGUAUUCCAUGAUAAUCUGUGUCUCUGGAAGUAGUAAACAUUUCAUGAAUAUCAAUAUAAGAGAGAAAGUAGCUAAUUCAAAUUAAACACCUACAAUUGAAAUGCAUCAGUUCAAAACAAAUAUUUAUUAUAUUUCUACUAUUUUGAGAUGAUUAUUUUUCUGUUCUAUUGAGGCUACAAUGUUAUUAUAGUGUUAAUAGUGUUAACAGGUUAUUUGAAACUGCAUAUUGUUUGUCUGAGAAUCUCAGCAGCUGCAGCAUUUCCACUUGACUCACUCAAAUCUCCAACAACAACUACCUCUUCUAAAACACAGUCCACACAGUCCACAGUCGUUCCUCCACCAUCCUCCUCUCUGGAUGCAACGGCUAUAUUCUUCACUCCCUACUUCUUCCCUCUCUUCCCCUCUUCCCCUAUAAUAUAAAUCACCUAGCAGAUUGCAAUUGAGAUCUGUUGUAAAUUUACAUUGGCAAUAAACAAGCCGCUUAUGUUAAGUAGUAGAAUAAAUCAUCUGUGUGAACUGGGAGACCGCUACUGAAUGGCCGGACGAGGCCCGCGCAGGCUUAGGUAAACAGGAAGUGAAGAAGAUAAAUAGCGGCAUUAGCAUCUAGGCACGUGGCUGUUCCAGGGAUGGAGGGCUGGAGGGGAGCAGUGGAGGAGGGGGGGAUGGAGAGGGGCACUUAGUGGGGUGCAGGCUGAGGGUUGAGCCUGCUCUUGCUUUUGCGGAGUGAGUGAGAGUAAGUUUGCUGCAUUACCAACAAUGUUGUAUCUCAAUCUACUGUAUCUAUCUCUCGGAUCCACCUAAAUGUGGACACAAAACCACAUUCAGGACACAUAAGGCAAGGUGUAAAGCCUCUCUGUCUAGCUAUAUCUAUGUAUGUAUCUGUAUCUAUCUCUAUAUUGCUGUGUAAAGCCCCUCUCAUUUCUCUGCUCCCCAGGUGAUCCACUGCAGUGGCUAUUUGAAGAUCCGUCAGUACGUGAUGGGCAUGGCGCUGUUUGACUCGUGUUAUCAGAUCGUGGGUCUGGUGGCGGUGGGCCACUCCCUGCCUCCCAGUGGUAUCACAGAGAUCAAGCUCCAUAGCAACAUGUUCAUGUUUAGGGCCAGCCUGGACCUCAAGCUCAUCUUCCUGGACUCCAGGUAUGGGAGGGAGGGAGGGAGGGAGGGAGGGAGGGAGGGAGGGAGGGAGGGGAAAAAAUAUACACUGUAUGUAAAAUGAGACAUAAAACAUUUAAUUAAAAGAAAAAGACAAACAUAACAAAGGAUCUGAAAAUCAUGAUUUAAAAUGUUUUAUUUUUGACUCCUGACCUCUGGUUUCAAGGGUGGCUGAGUUGACGGGAUACGAACCCCAGGACCUGAUCGAGAAGACACUAUACCACCACGUGCACGGCUGUGACGUAUUCCAUCUACGCUUCGCUCACCACCUCUGUGAGUCAGUCCCCCUCUGUGGCCACAUUGUGACACUUCUAGCUAAACAACCCACACUCUCCUUGAGAGGGCUAGGGUUUCUAUAAGUGGCAACUGUGGAGUUUCUCACAGAAUAUGCUUGCAGAGGAGAAUAAAAAUGAUACAGUAAUCAUGAUUCAAGGUAUUCCUGAGUAUGUCAAUGGAACUGAGCCUUUUGCAGUCACUCUCUCCCAAGCAUUCUGUCUGCAUUCUAUAGCUACAGUUGAAGUCGGAAGUUUACAUACACCUUAGCCAAAUACAUUUAAACUCAGUUUUUCACAAUUCCUGACAUAAAAAUUCCCUGUCUUAGGUCAGUUAGGAUCACCACUUUAUUUUAAGAAUGUGAAAUGUGACAAUAAUAGUAGAGAGAAUUAUUUAUUUCAGCUUUUAUUUCUUUCAUCACGUUCCCAGUGGGUCAGAAGUUUGCAUACACUCAAUUAGUAUUUGGUAGCAUUGCCUUUAAAUUGUUUAACUUGGGUCAAACGUUUCGGGUAGCCUUCCACAAGCUUCCCACAAUAAGUUGGGUGAAUUUUGGCCCAUUCCUCCUGACAGAGCUGGUGUAACAGAGUCAGGUUUGUAGGCCUCCUUGCUCGCACACGCUUUUCAGUUCUGCCCACACAUUUGCUAUAGGAUUGAGGUCAGGGCUUUGUGAUGGCCAUUCCAAUACCUUGACUUUGUUGUCCUUAAGCCAUUUUGCCACAACUUUGGAAGUAUGCUUGGGGUCAUUGUCCAUUUGGAAGGCCCAUUUGCGACCAAGCUUUUACUUCCUGACUGAUGUCUUGAGAUGUUGCUUCAAUAUAUCCACAUAAUUUUCCUUCCUCAUGAUGUCAUCUAUUUUGUGAAGUGCACCAGUCCCUCCUGCAGCAAAGCACCCCCACAGCAUGAUGCUGCCACCCCCGUGCUUCACGGUUGGGAUGGUGUUCUUCGGCUUGCAAGCAACUCCCUUUUUCCUCCAAACAUAACGAUGGUCAUUAUGGCCAAACAGUUCUAUUUUUGUUUCAUCAGACCAGAGGACAUUUCUCCAAAAAGUACGAUCUUUGUCCCCAUGUGCAGUUGCAAACCGUAGUCUGGCUUUUUUAUAGCGGUUUUGGAGCAGUGGCUUCUUCCUUGCUGAGCGGCCUUUCAGGUUAUGUCGAUAUAGGACUCGUUUUACUGUGGAUAUAGAUACUUUUGUACCUAUUUCCUCCAGCAUCUUCACAAGGUCCUUUGCUGUUAUCCUGGGAUUGAUUUGCACUUUUCGCAUCGUAUUUAAACUUCUGACCAACUAGAAUUGUGAUACAGUGAAAUAUAAGUGAAAUAAUCUGUCUGUAAACAAUUGUUGGAAAAAUUACUUGUGUCAUGCACAAAGUAGAUGGCCUAACCGACUUUCCAAAACUAUAGUUUGUUGACAAGAAAUUUGUGGAGUGGUUGAAAAACAAGUUUUAAUGACUCCAACCUAAGUGUAUGUAAACCUCUGACUUCAACUGUAUGUGCACUUCUCUUUCUCUCCCUCAAUCUUUUAUUCAGGCAAAGUGCAGUCUGUGAUUUGAUCUCUCACCCCCAUCGUUCUCUCUCACCCCUCCCUCUUCUCUCUCACCCCUCCCUAUUCUGCAGUGUUGGUGAAAGGGCAGGUCACCACUAAGUACUAUCGUAUGUUGUCCAAGCACGGGGGCUGGGUGUGGGUGCAGAGCUACGCCACCAUCGUCCACAACAGCCGCUCCUCCAGACCCCACUGCAUCGUCAGCAUCAACUAUGUUCUGACGUGAGUCAACACUUUCACUUUUCGACUUGAGUGAUGCUGGGACAGUUGAAUCACGACCUAAAAAACGUCCAUUUAAUAGUCUUGGACAUUUUGCGGCAGAAAGUCUGGGUUUGAAACACAAGCUAAUUUGUAAGGUGGUGCACCCGGUGUGUGUGUGUGUGUGUGUGUGUGUGUGUGUUAUGCUUAUCCAAGCUGUUCUAUGCUGUAUGUAUAUGUCUCGCCACAGGGACGUGGAGUAUAAAGACAUGCAGCUGUCUCAGGAGCAGAGUCGAGCGGCCAAAUCCAGCUUGGCCUUUAAGAGUGGCCCGGCCUCCUUUCAGGACCCCCGCAAACAACUUAAAACCAAAGCAGUCAAGAUCAAGAGCAAACUCAAAACAGCCCCCUACCCUCAGGUACUAAAGACUACUGCUCCUCACACCGAGUUACUAAUACAGUUCAUAUGCACAUACAGUAGCCGACAUACCUGUACAAUGUACAUUCACAUGUACUAAGAUAUUAGGAUGAAUUGGUUUUGCCAGCUUGGAAAAAGAGGAGACACUAUUCACAAUCAGGAACUUUCCUCUUGAAAAUUCAUGAAAUAUUCUGUUCAGUGUUAUCCCAAAAAUAUAACAAAGUGACUUGAUUCUUUGUCAUAGCUCAACAAAUGAGCUGUACUCAACACUGUCUUCAUUGCCUGUCUUUGAUAGAAAAGAACAACACCACCAUAACCUGUUGUCUAUUGCCUCCACCUCCAGCCCAACAGCACCUACCACCCAAACAAGCUGGACUGCUCCCCCCAAGGAGAGGGCUGGAAGGAGAGCCCCCCCUACCCUAUGACCCCCUGCCAGGGGCAGAGCUCUGGCCCCUCUGGAGGCCCAGAGGCUGGAGAGGUCCUGUGUAGCAUCAGCGCCCCGUAUGGCCUCUCCUUCCCCUACCCAUAUGGACACCUACCCCACACGGACUCCCAGAGGAGGUUGCGACCCACCCAGGGUUCCUCUUCCGCCUCACCUUCCCCCAGCCUGGCCGCCCAGCAGCUGCUCAGCUCCCUGCAGGGUCGAGGGGGCGAGGGGCGCUGGAGCUGUGCCAACGCCAAAACCCACCCUGGUCACACCCUGAGGCCCUCUGCUGCAUCAUGUGCCAUCACCACUGCCACUGCAGCAGCAUAUUCCGGUAUGGCUCUGGGUCAAAAGCAUGGGGAAACGCAAGCUUCCAAUCAGCGCUGAGGAACGCAGAGCUCUUUCUACAUGCUUUUAAAUCAGUUUACACUAGCAUUGCUACAUUUAACCAGAAAUGCUACACUGUAACUGAAAACUAUAAUUUAUAUGGUAAUUUGGGGUAUUAUCAACAGUCAAACACUGAGAAACAUUUUACUGCAGCAUACUCUAAAUGAUGGUGCAUUCUGGGAACAUUUGUGGGCAGGGAAAGAAUUGCUAUAUUUCAAAUGGUACUGUAAUUCAAUCUCACAGAAUACAGAAACCUUUUGACCACUAGUGGAUACAUGGUAUUGUUUCUGGCUCAUUAACAUAUUUUGAGGUCUGCCUUGUAAGAGGCUGUAUUUGUUGCACCAUUACUGAAAGUGCUGUACCAAUUGAAUUGCUAUGUGGUAGUAGUGCCCCAUCAUUUUAAAAUGUAUAGGGGACAGAUUGGUGUGGCAGCAAGUCUUAAACCAGCGACUAACCCAACUUCUAGAGGCGUCUGGCUAUAUCCUCUAACUGUAAUGAAUGGCUGCUAAUUCUAUUUUAGCAACAUUCAGUCAAACAGCUAAAGAAUCAGUCAUUUUACUUGUACUUCACGACUUGCCAUUAGCAGGGUUGUAACGUUUUUUAGCUUACAGCUGUUUAAGACCUCGUCAAGUAAUGCCACUGUAAAACCCCAACGUAGUGUUUUAGCUCAGUUUCACUGUAGCAUUUUAGUCUGAAUCUCACCGUAGCAUUUCAUUUCUUUACAGGCCCUACGGUGAGCAGGAGGUAUCCCCCCAGCGAACCCCUCCAUGACGGCUUCUCCAGCUGCGUGACCCUGCGCUCUAACAGCAGGUUCAAGGACGAGCCCUAUGAGCAUCACACGCUUGGCCAGAGGAAGACCACAGAGGACCGCCUGCACUCCCAGUCACAGGCCACGAAAGAGGACAGCAAGCUGCCGUUCAACCGAGACCACCUCCACAAGGCCUCAGAGGGAGGUGGUUGCAUAGUAGGGGAGAAGCCUUUGUCCUGUCCCAUGCUGAAUAGCUCUGUGCUGGGGAAGGCAAGCUGUAAGCAGUCCCGGUCCCUCCACGGCCUGGUCCAGCCCUUCCCCAUGCAGGUGGUGCUGGAGCAGCGCAGGAGGCUGUGUAUGAUGGAGUCCCCCUACAGCCACAGUGCCACCGGCCCCUUGGAGCACACGGACUGCAAUGGAGAGCGGAGGACCCCCAAGCUACUGGAGGCUGAGGCGGUGGAGGAGGAGAGGAGGAUGUGGAUGGGGGUAGGAGUUGAAGUUGGGGUUGGGAUGGGGGUGGGAGUUGGGGCAGGCCUGCCAGCCCAGGCGCCGUACGUGUCUUUGAACCUCCACCACGUCUUGGCCAAACACAGCUCCUUCCAGGCCCCGCCCUACGCUGCCCUCGGCCAUUUGACGGACAGUUACGGUUACCGCGGCGAUGAAAUGGGUUCUUAUGGCUACAAGAGCCAAAGCCCCGCCUCUAGCCCCUCCCCUGAGACUCACAGGGAGAUCCCUCAUUACAUCGGCACGUCCGUCAUCAUCACCAACGAG